UAAAUGAGAAACAGUGUUUAAAGAACACUAGUUUCUGAAGAUAACAAGCAGUUCUGUUUGGAUAUGUGAUGAUACAGUUAUAGAUUUCAGUAGUGGCAUCAGUCCCCUCAUUUUGGGCAGAAGGAAAACUGAGAAGCAUGAACAAGCCAGUUUGCAAAUACCUAGGCCUUAGUAUUGUCUAAGGGGCAAUAGAGAUUUGACCAUGUCUAUAAUUACCACACUGUAAGAAAACACUGGAAAGUUCUGCCAGAAACCCUACAGCCACUCCUAGACCCUGUCCUUUGACAAAAGACAGUAAAAUACACUGGCAAAGAAGAAAACUGAUUUAGUUUACUGCAGAUAGUUUCUGAACACAGUUUUAAACUGCAUGCUGCAGGAAGUGGAAGUCAAAGAACUUUCUAGUGGCUUGAGGUAUCGGCGGGAACUGCCGAGUAGCGUGAGCAGCCAUUACCAGAGCCGGAGCUGCCGGUUAAACCUGAUCAAGAUGACAACGUCCCAAAAGCACCGAGGCUUCGUGGCAGAGCCCAUUGGGGAAAAGCCAGUGGGGAGCCUGGCCGGGAUUGGUGAAGUCCUGGGCAAGAAGCUGGAGGAAAGGGGCUUUGAUAAGGCUUAUGUGGUUCUUGGCCAGUUUCUGGUGCUAAAGAAAGACGAAGACCUCUUCCGAGAAUGGCUGAAAGACACGUGUGGUGCCAAUGCCAAGCAGUCCCGGGACUGCUUUGGGUGCCUUCGAGAAUGGUGCGAUGCCUUCUUGUAGUGCACUCUGGGCACUCCUCAGUCCCCCCAGCCACAGAAUCUAGUCUCCAGAGUCAGCAGCUGGGUGGGGCUCCUCCCUGUCCCCAUGAAGGAAAAGAUUGCUGUUGCCACAAUCACCUCCUUUGUACUCCGGGGUCUUUUGGGAGUUCUCUUCCCCACA
This is a messenger RNA of Alexandromys fortis (reed vole), 913 nucleotides long. Its product is annotated as barrier-to-autointegration factor-like. The coding region runs from base 368 to 754 and encodes 128 amino acids. Lineage: Eukaryota; Metazoa; Chordata; Mammalia; Rodentia; Cricetidae. The transcript has a single exon. Gene Ontology annotation, molecular function: DNA binding. The record is from RefSeq and is a predicted model, not a curated record.